This is a messenger RNA of Ostreobium quekettii, 642 nucleotides long. Lineage: Eukaryota; Viridiplantae; Chlorophyta; Ulvophyceae; Bryopsidales; Ostreobiaceae. The record is from the annotation of a GenBank genome assembly.
AUGUGGGCGGGGCGCCUGCGGGCGCUGCGGGACGCGCCUUUGGCCUUUUCGAGGUGGACCGCCGGCGAGCUGUGGGUGCAGCCGGCCGUCAGCCUGCGCCACUGGCGAGGAUACGGAGGGCGGACGGCGGGCCCGCACCUGGACCACGAAAUCGAUUUGGACUACACUUCCCCGACAGACAUUGCCUUCAAGGAGAGCAGACAGAUACGCAAAUAUCGGCAAAGGGUGGAGGAUGCUCUGGUGGGAAGCCUCCUGGGCGAUGGCGUCCUGCACGACGAGCUCAUACGAACGAAGGGUUUCACUGUCUGUGAGGUGAGAGUUAGGCAAGACAAGCAAGUCGCGUACAUUCAGUGGAGUUGCUUCCCAGGGAAACGAACUGAUGCUCAAAACACCAUCAACAGGCACAUGAAACGGAUACGAAAAUCGUUGGGGGACAGGCUGGCGUCAAGGUCCACACCCCACUUGCAGUUUUGCCAUGACAGUCUGACUGCUGAGCAGAGAGAAGUUGAGCAGGUCUUCAGCGAGCUAGAGAACGAAGGUCUCCAGGACAAGUUGGAGGGAAUGCUGCCUCCCCGCCUGCAUGUGGACCCGGAGGCGUUCGAACAGGAACUGCUGCAGAAGGCCAGGAAGCGAAAGGGCUGA